CUGCCAAGCAUUUUGCCCCUUCUUCUUCUUUGCACACAUAAAAACGCGACAACUUCUCUUGAGCGUGUCGACUCUUCUUCUUCUCCUUCUUCGAUUUCGUCUGCACCUUCUCCUUUUUACUUUCUUCUUCCCAUAUGCUUGAUUCUUUGUGAAGGGUUAAUCAAAGAUGAGAUUCAAACAACCUAGCCGUCGAGAUCGUCCCGUCAUGUUUAAACGAUCAAAAAAUGUUUCAGUCGAUGUUGGUGUAGACUCAAUCAGCGAUCUACCCGACGCUGUUCUCCAACAUAUCUUCUCCUAUAUUCCGACAGAGUUGGCGAUCAGAACCUCUGUCUUGUCCAAACGAUGGAGACAUGUAUGGUCCGAGACACCUCAUCUCUCCUUUGAAUGGCUCAAGGUUUCCCCUAAAUUGAUAAACAAAACCCUAGCCAGCUACACGGCUUCCAAGAUCAAGAGUUUUCAUCUCUGUACCCGUUACAGCUACGAGGCAGACACUCACCAUGUUAACAGCUCGAUCGAGUUUGCAAUGUCUCACAACGUGGAUGAUCUUUCUCUGGCGUUCCGUAGAUGUUCACCGUUUUACAAUUUUGAUGAUUGCUUCUACACCAACUCCUCUCUAAAGCGAGUCGAGUUGAGAUAUGUUGAUUUGAUGCCCAGGUGCAUGGUGUCUUGGACAUCACUAAAGAACCUGUCUUUGACCGAUUGUACAAUGUCUGAUGAAUCCUUUCUUGAGAUUCUGUCUGGUUGUCCAAUCCUGGAAAGCUUGAGUUUGAAGUUUUGUAUGUCACUCAAGUAUCUUAAUCUGAGUAAAUCGCUGCGCUUGACAAGAUUGGAGAUAGAACGCAUAUCCUAUAUUCGAGCACCAAUGCUGUCUAUGCAGAUCGUGGCGCCAUAUAUCCAUUAUUUGAGAUUGAGAGACUCUGAGGCACACUGCACUUUCGUUGAUGUCUCUUCUUUAACAGAAGCUAAUGUCGACGUUAGCACUUUCCAUCCUAGAACCUGUUAUCAUGAUUUUGACCCCUUAGACCCUCAUGAUCUUCUAGUCAUGGUGCAAACAAUGCUAAAAACGUUUCAGAAAGUAGAGAAGCUUACUUUGGGGGUUAAUUUACUUCAGAUGUUAUCACUUUCCAAGAUCCCUAGUCUUCCAUUGCCGAUGCUAAAGGUCAAAACUUUGACUCUUGAAACAAUGAUUAUCCGAUCUGUGGUUCCUGGUAUUGCAAGACUGCUACAAAACUUACCUGGAUUAAAGAAGAUAACAGUUUACACAACUAAUCCGUGCAACACCGAAGUGGAGCCAUGUGUUAACAGCUACUUGGACGCGCAAGACUUGAAUCCAGAUCAAUGGUGGAGGUUAGAUGAUGUGGUCUUUCCGAUAUCUUCUGAGUAUGAAGUUUUAAAGCCAGAAAUUAUGGCAUCGUUCAUGGAACUGUUGCUGGCAAACACAAGAACGCUAGAGACAUUGGUUGUAGAGUUGGGAAGUUGCGUUGCUAGAUCAAGAUUUAAAGAGCUGUUUCAGAUCGCACUCACGCUUUCUCACGACAAAAAAGUCUCAAUUAUGCUCAAGCGAAGCAAUGGCUGA
Arabidopsis thaliana (thale cress) is the source of this 1576-nucleotide messenger RNA. Its product is annotated as F-box/RNI-like superfamily protein. The record is from RefSeq and is marked reviewed. NCBI's taxonomy places the organism in Eukaryota, Viridiplantae, Streptophyta, Magnoliopsida, Brassicales, Brassicaceae. The coding region runs from base 167 to 1576 and encodes 469 amino acids. The transcript is spliced from 3 exons.